Messenger RNA from Quercus lobata, 2832 nucleotides. RefSeq lists its product as uncharacterized. The transcript is spliced from 3 exons. The coding region runs from base 1680 to 2438 and encodes 252 amino acids. Lineage: Eukaryota; Viridiplantae; Streptophyta; Magnoliopsida; Fagales; Fagaceae. The record is from RefSeq and is a predicted model, not a curated record.
UAUGGAUUGAAUUGGAGAAUUGAUAUCAAAUUUAUACAAAAUAAAAUGGGGAGAAGAAGAGUCAAAAUAUAGGAAAGAGAAAAGGAUGAGAGAAGUGCAAUAGAAAAGUAAAAAGUAGUAGGAAGAUAAAGAGGAAAACAUGGAGGAAAAAGGUUAGAAGAAGUAUAAUAGUAAGUGUGGGCUAAUAGGGAGAGGAAGGGUUUUUUUUAUUUUUUAUUUUUUUAUUUUACUUAUAUGAAUAGGAAGAAAAAAAAUUUAAGAGAAAAGAAGAUGUAGAAAAUAAGUGGAUGAUGUGGCUUAACAAAAGUGUAACAACAAUAAAUAUUACGCUUCAACUUUCUCAUAUAUAUAUAUAUAUAUAUAUAUAAAUGAAAAAAAGCGUUUGUCCAAAUAUUUGGUCAGGUAAUCAGGUUUCUUGAUUAGUGCAAGGUGCUUAAUGGCUAUACCUGUAUAUGAUUUGUCAUUUAAUUGGACUUCCUACAGGGCAUUUAGAAUGUUGGACCUGUGAAUGAUUAGUAAUUUUGUGGAUAUAUAAUUUACGAAUAAGUUUUGGAAAGAGCAAUCGGGAGUUUCCUUAUUGUAAGUGUUGUCAAAUGUGAGGAUACUAACCAAAAUACAUGUUAUACAUACUAGCUCAGUAGAGGUCAACAAUUUGUGAAUACAUGCCAAGCUUCAUAUCAAUUUGUCAACUUUGAUUAUUGAGCUUAAUCAGAAUAAGAUUCAUUUUUUACAACAAUUAAAAAAAGAAAAAAACAGUAAUAGAGUUUUACUUGAAGUAAACUAUUGUUAAUAAUUGUAAUGUACUUCUAAUGAUUCACAUAGUAAAAUUAUGUUGUACAACUUGUAAUACUUUCAUUUUGCCACAUAAUUUCCCAUGUAAGGAUCUUUUUUGUGUGUAUAAAUAGGUUUUAGUCACAACUUAUGUGAAUUCUUUUUGCUUUUAAUUAAUAGAGACUUAAAUUGGUACAUGUGUAGCUUCAAAAUUUACAGAUCUUGUUUGUGGAAGAUUGGAAUGCAACUUCAUUUGAUUUGAUGCAAGGUUUGUCAAAUUUGGAAGAAUUAGCCAUUAGAAAUUGUAGAGGAAUCCAAGAGGUGAUUAAGCUUGAAGGGCUUCUUACUAUAAAAGGAGAACAACAAGAUCUGUUGCUCCCAAGAUUGAAGAAAAUGUUCUUGAUUGAUCUACUAGAGGAUGUAUAUGGAAGGGCCCAACUAAACUUAUAAAUCUCAACUAUCUUGAAGAUUUAAAAGUCAUCGGGUGCAAAAAAUUGACGCAUCUCUUCACUCCAGCUCUCACUCAAAGCUUACAAAAGUUGAAAUUUCUUGAAAUUCAAAGGUGUGAUGAAUCGGAGCAUCUAAUUGUUGAAAAUGCAGAAGAACAGCUUUUCCAUCAGCCCAAUGUGAUAACAGUACUGUGCCCGGACCAUGAACAAGUCUUAUCAGAGAGUCAUCUCCAAUCUUUAUGCUUCCCUAAACCAAAUGUGGUCAAAGUUAAGGUCAAAAGUUGCAAUAAAUUGAAGUGUCUCUUCCAUUUGGAUUGUUGGAAUCCAGUUUCCAUUUUUUUGACAUUGGAAGAUUUGGAAAUAAAUAACUGUGGAGGAUUGCACGAGGUGUUCAACUUUGAAGGUUUUCUUACCAGAGAAGGAGAACAACAAUAUGAGUUUUUCCCUAGGUUGAGGAAAAUGUGCUUGGUCAAACUACAUGAAUUGACAUAUAUAUGGAAGGGUCCAAUCCAACAUAUAAAUUUCAACAAUCUUGAAGAUUUAAAAGUCAUCGGGUGCAAAAAAUUGACAUAUCUCUUCACACCGGCCCUCGCUCAAAGCUUACAAAAGUUGAAAUUUCUUAAAAUUGAAAGGUGUGACCAAUUGGAGCAUCUAAUUGUUGAAAAUGUAGAAGAACAGGUUUCAUCAGAGAGUCAUCUCCAACCUUUAUGCUUCCCUAAACUGGAAAGAGUCAAUGUUAGAUACUGCAAUAAAUUAAAAUAUCUCUUCCCCAUCACCAUAGCUGAUAGUCUUUUAGAACUAAAGAUUCUCACAGUAAAAGAAAACUCUGAAUUAAUGGAAGUAUUCACACGUGAAGGAGACGCUGGAGUUCAGAAAGAUGUAACGCUCCCUCAACUAAAAUUGAUGAGACUCAAAGGUCUACCAAGACUUGUUAACUUCUGCCCAAAGAACUAUCAGUUUAUACUGCCAAAAUGGAUGAUGUUAAGAGUGGAAAGCUGUAAGAACAUGAGGACGACUUUUACCCGUACUCCAUACAGAAGUGUGCUUAUAAAUGGAGAGGUAGCCCAGAUAGACGUGCCUACAGGGAUUUCAACAUUUUAUCCAGUGCUUACCAUAUGCCCUGCCAACAACGAUAUAACAUGGACGACAGAUGGAUUGGUGUUGGAUUUUGGCUUUGAAAAUGGGGUGCGCUGGGUGAACAUGCUACUCCAUCCAUGAGAAAACAAUUGCUUCUUUCAAAGAACGUGAAAUGUAUACAAUCUAAAAGCUGUCAGCUUGAAUUUUCUCAAACCUUAAUUACAUGUCUCUCAUUUGCAAGCAUUGUCAACACUUCGAUAUACGGAGUUUGUUAUUCAGAAGUGGUGUGGCAAAAUGUAAGAGUUAAAGAUCUCUUUGAAGUGGCUUGUGUGGGGGUUGUGAGAGAAGAGAAAACUUCUCUUUGUAUUAGGUGCAACCCCAAACUUUGUAUUGAGUGCCAACCUUUGUAUUGAGAGAGAACUUUUGUAUUUGUAUGAGAGAACAAUUUGGGUGUAUUAGGAUUUGGGUAUUGUGACUUGCGAGGGUGCUAUUACACCAUUUUGUAUUCUCCACCUUUAUUAGUAAAAAUAUCUUC